Messenger RNA from Anguilla anguilla (European eel), 2415 nucleotides. RefSeq names its product hepatocyte growth factor-like. Gene Ontology annotation, biological process: proteolysis. Lineage: Eukaryota; Metazoa; Chordata; Actinopteri; Anguilliformes; Anguillidae. Gene Ontology annotation, molecular function: signaling receptor binding; serine-type endopeptidase activity. Bases 162 to 2312 code for a protein of 716 amino acids. The transcript has 18 exons. The record is from RefSeq and is a predicted model, not a curated record.
CAGGUCCCUUUCCAGUUAGUCAGUAUCUUUGGUGUAGUGCGGACAUUUCGGUUAAUUACACAAGCUAAUGGUGAUAUCUGUCCUUAUAAAGAGACGCAACGCGGGUGCAAACUCAGUCAUUUUCCAAGCUCGGAGUGUCUUAUAUAAAAGCGACGAAGGCGAUGAUCAUGUGGAUUUACAGGGCACUGCUGUGUGUCACUCUUGUAGUUUACUCAGUGAGCAAGAGGAACUUUCUUCAGGACUACCAGAAGACCGACGGGGUGCGCCUGGUCAGGUCAAAUAGCUCCCACCUGACCAAGAGCAGGGGUCUGAGUGUGGUCAGGUGUGCCCGGAGGUGUAGCCGUGGCAAGAGAAUGCCUUUUACCUGCAGAGCGUUCUACUUUGACCAGAAAAACAGGAAAUGCCAUUGGCUGUCCUUCGACAGCUACACUCCCGGUGUUCAGACGGAGCACGAUUUCAACUUUGACCUCUACGAGAAGAAAGACUACGUGAAGCAGUGCAUCACCGGCGCCGGGCAGAACUACAAGGGGACGCGGUCCGUCACCAAAUCCGGCGUCAGGUGCCAGGCCUGGGCGUCGACCAUGCCGCAUGAGCACAAGUACCUGCACGUGAGAGACCGGAAAACCGACCUGGCGGAGAACUACUGCCGUAACCCGGACAACGAGACGACGGGGCCCUGGUGCUUCACCGUGGACCCCGACCUGAGGCACGAGACCUGCGCCGUCCCCCAGUGCUCCGACGUGGUGUGCAUGAAAUGCAACGGGGAGGACUACAGGGGGCCCGUGGACCGCACCGAGAGCGGGAAAGAGUGCCAGCGAUGGGACCUGAUGGAGCCGCACAGGCACCCCUUCCACCCGAAAAGGUACCCCGACAAGGGCCUGAAGGACAACCUCUGCCGCAACCCCGACGAUCGCCUGCGGCCCUGGUGCUUCACGCUGGACCCCAGAACGCCGUGGGAGUACUGCGACGUCAAAGCGUGCGACUCAGACCCCGAGACCGACGCGCACUCGACGACCGAGUGCUUCCUGGGUCAGGGGGAGGGGUAUCGGGGCACGGUGGGCGUGACCCCCAGCGGGGUGACGUGCCAGCGCUGGGACUCCCAGGUCCCCCACAACCACUCCUACAGCCCCCAGAACUACAAGUGCAAGGACCUGCGGGAGAACUACUGCAGGAAUCCGGACGGGGCCGACCUGCCCUGGUGCUUCACCACCGACCCCGCCGUGCGCAUGGCCUUCUGCACCAACAUCCCCCGCUGCGAGGCCGACGCCCGCGAGCCUGAAGAAUGCUACGAAGGCGUCGGGGAGAAGUACGGGGGCCGCCUCUCCAAGACGAGAUCGGGCGUUCCCUGUGGACCUUGGGAGGACCGUAGCAGAAGCGGUGACAGGGAAGCCUCAGCGUUAGCUGCCGGGCUGGAGACGAACUACUGCAGGAACCCAGAUAAGGAUAAACACGGGCCCUGGUGCUACACCAAUAGCUCAUCCAUCCCCUGGGACUACUGCAUGAUUAAGCCCUGUAAGCUGCCCUCGAAUACAGUUGCUCCAAAAAGCGAUACACCGAAGGUUCCCUGCUUCUUCCACAAAACGACGCGGAUCGUCGGGGGCGACCACGUCCGGGGCAAAGACGGAAGCUGGAUGGUCAGCAUACAGAAGGGGAACAUACACUGGUGUGGUGGCACGCUCAUACGAGAGAAGUGGGUCCUGACGACCCGGCAGUGCUUCUCCUCAUGCGUUCCCGACCUGUCCGAGUACAGCAUCUGGGCGGGGUUCCUCCACCUCAACGGUUCGGGCGGGGGGGGCCCCUCGAGCCGGCAGGAGCUGAGGAUCGCCCACAUCAUCUGCGGCCCCGAGGGCUCGGACCUGGCUCUGCUGAAGCUCUCCCAACCCGCCAUGCUGGGCGAGCGCGUGGACACCAUCCUCCUGCCCGUUUCGGGGUGCGCCAUGAAGGAGGGAGUCGUCUGCAGCAUGUACGGAUGGGGCGAGACGCAAGGGACCGGACAGGAAGGGGUGUUGAAAUCGGUGCAGCUGCCGAUCGUGAGCAACGGGAAGUGCGUGGAGUUCCACCGCAGAAACAUCCAGAUAACCGACACCCGGAUCUGCGCCGGGGGCAGGAGGAACGAGGGCGUGUGCGACAAGGACUACGGCGGGCCCCUGGUGUGCCAGGAGGGCGAGAGCAAAGUGAUCGUGGGCGUGAGCGUGCACGGGCGGGGCUGUGCCCUGGCCAACCGGCCGGGCAUCUUCGUCAACGUGCCCUUCUACACCGACUGGAUCCACAAGGUCUUCAUCCACUACUCGCACCUGGAGGAGAACCAGUAGGGCAGCGGGUUCGAGGCCACUUUCAAAAUGGCCGGACUCAAAAAAACCGAUGCUGACAUCUGUGAUGUUAAAGACCUGUUUUUUUUAAUAAACCCUAAUUAGG